Messenger RNA from Acanthosepion pharaonis, 1221 nucleotides. The record is from the annotation of a GenBank genome assembly. NCBI's taxonomy places the organism in Eukaryota, Metazoa, Mollusca, Cephalopoda, Sepiida, Sepiidae.
AUGUCUUUUGAUAUUUAUUUCCAUCUCUUUCUGAAAUUUAUUUUCAUUACUCGCAAAUAUUACUUUCAAGUACUCACGGAUAUUCAUUUUCUGUGUUCUCGAUUCUUUUUUAUAAGAUAUUUCUUUCCAUCACAUACAGAUAUUUUAUUCUGUUACUCUUGUAUAUUACUUUCAAGUACUCCUGGAUAUUUCUUCCCCGUUUUAUUGAUUAUUUCUUUCAGGUACUCUUGGACAUUUUCCUAUACCUUCGGAUAUUUCUUUCCAUCACACACUGAUAUUUUAUUCUGUUACUCUUGGAUAUUACUUUCAAGUACUCCUGGAUAUUUCUUCCCCGUUUUAUUGAUUAUUUCUUUCAGGAUAUUUCUUUCCAUCACAUACAGAUAUUUUAUUCUGUUACUCUUGUAUAUUACUUUCAAGUACUCCUGGAUAUUUCUUCCCCGUUUUAUUGAUUAUUUCUUUCAGUACUCCUGGAUAUUUCUUUCUCGUUUUAUUGAUUAUUUCUUUCAGGUACUCUUGGAUAUUUCUUACCUCCAGGGAUAUUUAUUUCCAGCAUUUCUCAAGGAUAUUACUUCCAAGAACAUUCGAAUACGUCUUUCCAAAACUCCCGGUUAUUUAUUUCAAUUACCCGAGGAUAAUUUCCGGUAUUUUACGAUAUUUCCGUCUCCUUUUUACGGAUAUUUUCUCCGAAUCAUAAUAACUGGUAAUCUAUCUACCGAAAGAAUUCAAUUGUGUAAUCUAUCUAUCUAUCUAUCUAUCUAUCUCAUGUUGUCUAUCUAUGUUUUUCACCGUUUUCUUGAAUUACUCUUUUGUCUUUCGUAUUCACUAUCAACACUGUCUUGCUUGUUUCUUUCUUUCUCUCUUUCUCUUUACUCCUUGCUUUUCUUUCUAUUUUCAUUCUUCCUUACAUUAUUUUUUAUGUGUUAUCACCCUCUUUCGUUUCAUUAUUUAUUUUCUCGUCGGUUUUUCUCCCUCCCUGACAGACUUUCAGUUUUUCUUUUUAUCUCAUCUUUUUUCUUUGAGGAUCUUUUACCUUGCAUUUUUUUUUAUCAGAGUUUGGCUCCCUUUUUUAAGUUAUCGUUGACAUUAUUUUAUACUUUUUCUUUGUCUUAUUUUACCAAACGUUAUCUGACUUUCUUUCUUUCUAUAUUUCUUGCUUUCUUGCUUUCUUUUUCACCAACGUUUUUGUCUUUAUUUUUUCUCUUUGCUUCUUUACUUUCUUAA